This is a messenger RNA of Trichobilharzia szidati, 1614 nucleotides long. Lineage: Eukaryota; Metazoa; Platyhelminthes; Trematoda; Strigeidida; Schistosomatidae. The record is from the annotation of a GenBank genome assembly.
AUGUUGUUUCCCAGCAGUUUAGGAGAAGAAAGUGACAAUGAAAUUGAGGGGCAGCCAGCGAAUGCUUGGAAUGAUAGGUCCUCUUGCUUCAUUGAUCAGGAACACAUACGAUGUUUAUGUGACGAUUCCAAUGUGUGUCAUUGCGUAGCCAACCGGAAAUUAGACACGAAUGUUGUUCAGUGUAACAACGAACAAUCACUCAGACGUGGUACUGUAUGUAGUUAUUCGCAAGCGAUCAAGAGUCUGGACUCAAUCUGUGAUUUAAAGACCUCUUCAUAUGAUGAGAAAUCUCUUGCUCCAACAAUUAUCCACUGUUCCUGGGGUGAAACGUGUUCACGUAUUAAUUCCCCGAAGAUUGUGUCUCAGAUUAAUAGUUCCAGUGGUGACAAAGAAAUGAGUAUGGAACUGGUCUCAACUACCAUUGAAAAUUCGUACGAGUUGUGCGAAGAUGGUUCCAGAAGGGUGGUUUUAAAUCCUACAAAUAAUCACUCUGACACAUGCGAUGUUGCAAAAUCUCAGAAUUCCUUAAAUAUCAAGAGACGUGAAGAUGUAGAGUUCCAUGAAUUAACCCAGCCUUUAGCUUUCGAUUCAACUGGGGACUUGGAUGGACUUAUCCUGAAACCUGCUCCGCAGGGUGCUACAAUGCAUUGUUAUAUAACUCGAGACAAACGAGGUGUUGAUGGUGGAAUCUGUCCUUCGUAUUACCUCCAUCUCGAAAAGGAAGAUCGUAAGUUUUUCUUGUUGGCAGCUAGACGCCGUAAACGAUCGACAACUAGCAACUAUGUGAUAUCGUGUGAUGUCACCAAUUUAUCACGGAGUGCAAAGUGUUUAGCUGGCACACUGUGCUCUAACCUUUUAGGUACUCAAUUCACUGUAUAUGGCAAUGAAUGUAAAACAACAGAAAAUGAAAGUUAUAACCCCGAAAGUAAGAUGCAUAGCUACGUUGUGCCUGGAACAAGCGCUAAAACCCAAAAGUUGCAAGAGCCUGCUGCCAUUAUAUAUGUAUGUAUUUCUAUUCAUCAAUAAUCUUUGUUUUUAAACUGCUGAUUUUUUAACUGGUCAUUGUUACCAUAGGAACCUUCGAUUCUUUGAAUUAACUGCAUCAUGACCAAAGUAAAAAGUUUGUUCAAGCGAACUGCGGUAGUCAGAAGACUGAUUGCAUAUGACCGCGGAUCAUCAGAGAAAUCCUUGUAAUAGUAAAUUUAGGAAGAUGGCAUGAUAUUUUGUAGCCGAAAUGUCUUCUAUGUAUCUGUUGAUUGCUUAGACGGCUAACUGCAGAUAUCUUCAGUGAGAGAAAUAUUUCUUCUAACAAGAUUACAGUAAGAUUUAAUCAAAGUAAAUUUAAACAAAGCAAGAACAGCAAUUGUACCAGGUUAAUAUGAGCUUAUCUUUUAUUAUUUCGAGGAUUCUUCUCAACUGGUUACAACCUGAACGCUAAAAAUAUGAAUAACAUUACAUUAAAGAUUUGAACAUACUUUUCCACGAUCACAAGGAGUAAUUGGUAGGAAGUAAAAGUAACAUUACUCCGGAAUGAUUUAACUAAUUAAAAGUUACAAACACUGACUAUUUAUAGAAUAAUUAGACAAUUAGAAUUGGAAACAAAAACAGUUGCAU